Messenger RNA from Chaetura pelagica (chimney swift), 2592 nucleotides. It is a transcript of the gene MCM10, whose product is annotated as minichromosome maintenance complex component 10. Lineage: Eukaryota; Metazoa; Chordata; Aves; Apodiformes; Apodidae. Gene Ontology annotation, molecular function: single-stranded DNA binding; DNA replication origin binding. Gene Ontology annotation, biological process: DNA replication; DNA replication initiation. Bases 1 to 2592 code for a protein of 863 amino acids. The record is from RefSeq and is a predicted model, not a curated record. Gene Ontology annotation, cellular component: replication fork protection complex; nucleus. The transcript is spliced from 19 exons.
AUGGACGGUGAUGAUGAUUUGGAUCUGUUGGCCUCCCUCCUGGAAGAAAGUGAGGCCACUGAGGAGAGGAGUUCUCCUGAGGGGAAAAAUGCUCUAGAGGAUGAGGAGGCAGAACCAGAUGAAUACGACGAGCUCUUUGAUGCAGAAGAUGAUGCUUCCUAUACUGAGGAGGUGGAUACUGAGGACAGCAGGAUUGAUGAGCAGAAGGAGAACCUGGCUGUGCUGUUUGGAGAUGUAGAUGACCUGCUGGAAGAGGAGGCAGCAGAAGAAAAUGUUCCCGCUUCAGCUACCAGUCAGACAGAAGAGAAGACCAACCAAGAACUGCAAGCCGAGCUGAGAAAAUUGCAAGAACAGAUGAAGACGUUACAGGAGCAGUUGCAAAAGACUGCUAUUGGGCAGCAAUCCAAUUCAGGCCCUGAGAAGAAAACCCCUGGUAAAACUCCCUGUCCACCCCAAAAGGAAAGGAAAGUUCAGAAACUGCAAGAGUCACCAUGUUUCUCAGCUCAGCUGGGCAAUCCUUUACCACUAGCCAAGCGAGGAAUCCAGAAAUCAAAAGCAUCCUCAGCAGAGAACAAGACUCCUUCUCCACAACAAGUCCUCAGCCUGGCAUUCCAGCCUCUCAAGUCUGCUGCAGGGAACACCCCCAGUAAGGUGACCAGAGAGAAGACUUCACACAUGCCUUCGUGCUCCAGUGCAACCACUCAGCCGGUAUCUGUGGAAACCUUCUCAGGACUGAGGUUAAGAAAACCCCGUGUGUCCUCAGCUGAGAUGGACAGGAAAAUGACAAACCGGAAGCUCAUCCGACUGUCCCAGCUGAAGAGCAAACUUGCUGCAGAAAAUCUGGAGGAAAUAGACUGGGUAACAUUUGGAGUCAUAGUGAAGAAGAUCACUCCUCAGAGUGCAAAUAAUGGCAGAACCUUCAGCAUCUGGCGGCUGAACGACCUUCGGGAUCUCGGUCAGUGUGUCUCACUCUUCUUGUUUGGUGAUGUCCACAAAGAGCACUGGAAGACGGAGCAAGGCACAGUCAUUGGGCUGCUCAAUGCUAAUCCUAUGAAGCCUAAAGAAGGCUCAGAUGAGGUGUGUUUGUCUGUCGACCAUCCCCAAAAGAUCCUCCUCAUGGGUGAGGCUCUGGACAUGGGCACCUGCAAAGCCAGGAAGAAGAAUGGUGAUCCUUGUGCACAGAUCGUGAACCUGAACGACUGUGAGUAUUGUCAAUAUCAUGUACAAUCUCAGUACAAGAAGCUCAGCUCGAAGCGGGCGGAUCUGCAGGCCACCUUCUCUGGGGGCCGCAUUCCCAAGAGAGUUGGUCGGAAAAAUCCCAGUUUGAAGGAGAGGCUGUGUCAAGAUGGGUUUUACUAUGGAGGUGUCUCUUCAGCAGCAUAUGCAGCCUCAGUUGCAGCAGCUGCAGUACCAAAAAAGAAGAUUCAAACCACUCUCUCCAAUCUGGUCGUGAGAGGAGUUGAUGCAAUUGUCCAGGAAACCAGGCAGAAAAUUGGUGCAGCCAAGAGACCCAUGCCAUGUUCUGAGGAAUUCAAGGAACUGCUGGCACAGCCAACCUUUGGAGCACGAAACCUCUGCAAACACUGGACCAAAGCAGAUGCUGAAAAAAAACAUGGGGCCAAUUUCCAAUCUGUCUCUGCUUCAGCUCUGCUCAAGCAACAGAAACAGAAGUUGCUGGAGGCCAGAAAAAAGCGAUCUGAGGAGAUUCAGAGGCGGUUUCUCCAAAACACAAGUAAAGCUGGAAGCCCUGCUCUCCUAUCCUCCUCCAGACAGUCUGCUCUCCAUUCCCCAGUGCCUGGGGCUGAGUUUCCCAAAGCUGCAAAAAUAUCAAAUCCUCAAAGACCCAGGCUGGGCACAGGCUUUUCAGAAGGAGAAGAUAUCCUUUUCUUCGAUGGGUCUCCACCUCCAGCACCAAAGCUAGACAGCUUGGCAGAAGCCAAAAAGCUGGCUGCCAUACACCGACUGCGAGCAAAAGGUCAGGUUCUUGCUAAAACUGACCCAAACAGUGUCAAGAGGAAAAGAGCUGAUGUUGAUGAUGUGCUAGAAAUUGUGCAAAGAGUUGAGAAAAAUGUUGCUCAGCCACAAGAUAUGGAUGAACUGGAACCUGCUCAAAAGAAGCAGCGUGAGCAGCUGGCCUAUCUGAAGUCAGAAGAGUUCCAGAAAAUCCUGAAUGCCAAGUCCAAGUACACAGAUGUCCUGAAAGAGGCUGAGGCUGAGCUGCAGGAGCAAUACUUUCAGCCACUGGUGAAAAAGGAAGAAAUGGAAGAGAAGAUGAGGAACAUUAAAGAACUAAAAUGUCGAGUUGUGACUUGUAAAACGUGUAACUACACCUAUUUCAAGCCUCUGGAGACCUGUGUGCAGAAUAGCCACGACUACCACUGGCAUGAGGCCAUCAAGCGGUUUUUCAAAUGUCCCUGUGGAAGCAGAGCUAUUUCCCUUCACAGGCUCCCACAAAAGCCCUGCAGCACCUGUGGUCUCUUCAAGUGGGAACGAGACGGGAUGCUCAAGGAGAAAAAAGGUCCGAAGAUUGGUGGAGAAACACUUUUACCAAGAGGAGAGGAACAACCAAAAUUUCUCAAUAGUCUUAAGUGA